Messenger RNA from Pararge aegeria (speckled wood butterfly), 1317 nucleotides. RefSeq lists its product as uncharacterized. The transcript is spliced from 4 exons. NCBI's taxonomy places the organism in Eukaryota, Metazoa, Arthropoda, Insecta, Lepidoptera, Nymphalidae. The coding region runs from base 1 to 1317 and encodes 438 amino acids. The record is from RefSeq and is a predicted model, not a curated record.
AUGGCUGAAGGCUCACAUUUGUACACGAAUGUCCCAACUUUUAUGAACCACAGCACGAAGAAUGAUAUAUUUGUUGAUGAAAUAACAAUGGAGGACGAAACAAAUGCGUAUGAGGAAGAUAUGGAUACCACGGAAAUGCGGAGAAAACGAAAUUGGGAGGCUGAUAAUGGCGAGGAGUGGACACAAGUUAAUAGAACUGCGAAGAAAAAAGUUAGGAUAACUGAAAAUCCACAGGAAGAUUUAAUCCUUAUUUGUGUUACGGAAUCGAAUGCUGAAAUUUUUUUAGCAUGUAAAGCAUUUUCUGAAUUGGAAUGGAGAUGCCAGAAGACCUGGGAAGUAGGUCUUUCAUAUGGCAUAGUAAAGAAUAUUGAGAAUGAACUUACCGAGGAAGAGAUUUUUAAGAACAUUAAGUGUGACAUUGAAAUAGUCUCAGUGAAACGUCUCAACCGUCGAGAUGGGGAUAUUUGGGUGCCGAGCGAUACUGUGAAGGUUGGGUUUAAGGGCCCCAGUUUACCGAGAUAUGUUUACCUACUAGAUUUAAGAAUUAAAGUUGAGAAAUACAUAUUUCCCGUCACUCAAUGUUCUCGAUGUUGGCGAUUUGGGCACUUAAAUAAAUUUUGCCCGUCUAACAAAAUAGUAUGCCCGAAAUGUACCAAGAACCAUGCUAAUUGUGAGACAACUUCAUAUCUGUGUUCCAACUGCUCCGGUACUCAUAUGGCAUUGGAUAAAGAUUGCAGUGUUUAUAAAAAGGAAAAGAAGAUACGAGAAAUUAUGUCAGAAUUUAACUGCUCAUACAGAAAAGCAAUGAGUAUGUUCGUCCCAUCUUCUCCUCCCCCUUUAGAAAGCUAUAACGAAUCACUUACAAAACAACGUGUAUACGCUCCUGUAAAUGAACCAGACGCAUUCUCGUAUUAUGAUGAUAAUAUUCAUCAAGAACAGGAACCUUGCAAGGCGAAUGCAGAAUCAAGUACAAAACAGAAAAAAAAGAAAAAGAAAAAGCGUGUUCUGAUAGCUGAAAAUGUACAUGCAGAUAUAGAAUGUUCAUCAGACUCUGAAGGUAUUGAAGAAAAAGAAGGCAAGGAAGGAGAAGAAGAGAAUCGGAGACAGGAGUUUAAAUCACUCGAUAGGGAUGACAGUUAUGGUGGAGUUGCUAUUUUAACACACAAACCAAUUUGCGCGCACAGACAAUCAGUAACAGGGGUGAAUAGUGGAAUGGAAGUUAUUGGCAUUAAAUUGGACGGAAAAUGUCCAUUGUGGCAAAAAUUCGUGCCUGGUUUCCCGAAGCUACGACCACCCGAAAAACCCCCAGACAGUUAA